Messenger RNA from Ilyonectria robusta, 1485 nucleotides. Its product is annotated as amino acid/polyamine transporter I. Gene Ontology annotation, cellular component: membrane. The transcript has a single exon. The record is from RefSeq and is a predicted model, not a curated record. Lineage: Eukaryota; Fungi; Ascomycota; Sordariomycetes; Hypocreales; Nectriaceae. Bases 1 to 1485 code for a protein of 494 amino acids. Gene Ontology annotation, biological process: transmembrane transport. Gene Ontology annotation, molecular function: transmembrane transporter activity.
AUGGAUAAACCGUUCAGCACUCUGUCCGCCAUGGCUAUCGGUGCCACGACAACAAACAGCGCCGUCGGCAUCUACCUCACCUUUUCCACUACAAUUGCGUACGGCGGCACCAUGUUGCUAUUCUACGGCUUCAUUGGCAUGGCUUUGGUUGGCUUGGCUACGGCCGUCAGCCUCGCUGAGUUGACAGCUGGUUGCCCGGAUGCUGGUGGCCAGUAUGUAUGGGUGGCCCGCCUGGCUUCGCCCAAACAUCGUCGUUUCUUGUCUUACAUCACCGCUCUCUUCAGUUGGGCCGGAGCUGUCUGUGUUGGAGGUUCCACCUGCCUCAUCUCGCCUCUUAUGAUCUUUGAGAUGGUUACCUUCUUUAAUCCCGACUUUCAAUACGACCCUUGGAUGGCAUUCCUAGCAUAUCAGGCAGUCAACUUAUCGACGCUCAUCCCCACCUUAUUUCAGCACUUCUUGCCAAAGUUUAGCAAGGGACUCUUAAUGUGGACCUUGGCUCUCCUCUUGUCGGUCAUUGUCGGCCUUUUCGCUGCCUCUGAUGACAGGCGUAGUGCCGAAGACUUCUUUACCCAUUUCCACAAUACCUCUGGCUGGUCAAACGGAGUCACUGUGCUCGUCGGUCUCAACAGCUUGAAUUGGUGCUUUUCUUGUUUGGACUCGAUUGUGCAUCUGUCUGAAGAGAUUCCGCGUCCGCAGGAGAACAUACCUCGUGCAUUGAUGUGGUCUAUCGUCGUUGGCUUCUCAACUGGCUUAUUGACCAUUUUUGCCUUUAUGUUUAACAGUACCGACUACGACACGCAAUAUUCUGCUGUUACUAUCAUAUAUUACGCCUUUAGCAAAAGCAAGACUGCAGCUGUUGCCUUUCAGUCAUUAUUCUUCAUCUCAACCAUUGGGGCACAGUUUGGAAUCCACGUCUGGCAGUCACGCUUGGCCUGGACCAUUGCCAUCAACAAAGGGAUCCCCUUUCACUCCCAUCUCAUAAAAGUGGCUGGGUCACCUUUCAACACCCCCAUCUGGGCCUUGUGCUUCUCCGCCGUUUGGACCAGCAUUCUGGGAUGCCUAUACCUGGCCUCUACCAGCGCCUUCAACUCCUUCACGGCUACUGGCAUCCUCUUUCAGUACGCCAGUUACGUCAUCCCUGUCGUUCUUCUGAACAUCCGCGGCCGAUCCAAGUUCCAACAUGGCAAAUUCUGGUUCCCGUGGUUAGGCCUGGUCGCCAAUGUGGUUCUGUGUUGCUGGUUUGUAGUAGCACUCAUCUUUUACUCAUUUCCGUACAGUCACCCACUGGUGCUGUCGCAAAUGAAUUACGUUCCUGUCGUCAUCGGUUGUAUUCUCAUCAUUGUGUUGGCAUGCUGGUUUUCGUACGGUCGGAAACACUUCACAUUUCCCGAGCUGGAGGAGAUGCAGGAAGGAGAACACGCGAGCUUUCCACCUCGAACCACCAUUGAGCGCGAGGCAGUCGUUCACUCGGGAACAGCAUCGUGA